Magnolia sinica is the source of this 634-nucleotide messenger RNA. Its product is annotated as zinc protease PQQL-like. The transcript has 4 exons. The coding region runs from base 242 to 634 and encodes 130 amino acids. Lineage: Eukaryota; Viridiplantae; Streptophyta; Magnoliopsida; Magnoliales; Magnoliaceae. The record is from RefSeq and is a predicted model, not a curated record. Gene Ontology annotation, molecular function: metal ion binding.
AUGAGGGAUUUCCAAACGCACGGUUCUUCCCUCUUUCUAACGGGCGAUCUUCAUAGCCAGAGCUCUUCCCUCUUCCGAACGGCGCAAUCUUCCUCACCAGAGCUUUGAAUCCUUGAAGAAUUUCCUCGUGCCAUGCAGAUUCAUCUCAAAUAGCUGGAUUGAGGAAAUCAAUCAACGGCAAGCAGAAGUACUAGAUGCCCAACUGACGGUUGAGCAGCUUCAACAACGAUAUCAGUUGCUCAUGGCCCAAAAUGAGAUGUUGAAGUAUGCUAAGCGGAUUCCUAUUGGGUUGGAAAAGGUGAUUCGAACAGUUUCUUCUAAAACGGUCAAGCAAUUUUAUAAUAGAUGGUACCAUUUACACAAUAUGGCUGUGGUCGCUGUUGGAGAUUUUACUGAUACACAGAGUGUAGUUGAAUUGAUAAGGACUCACUUUGGGGGAAAAGUUUCAAUCUCCACCCCGCCACUUAUACCAGAAUUUCCUGUUCCAUCUCAUGGUGAACCACGCUUUUCAUCUUUUGUUGAAUCUGAAGCUGCUGGGGUCAGUACUCUGAAGAUCUCUGUGUAUUUAUUUACUGAUAGAAUGCUGUGUGUUUUCCAGCCAUUCUUGAAUGGUGGAUACAUGUGCAUCAAUUAA